Molecule: messenger RNA, 1541 nt
Organism: Perca flavescens (yellow perch)
Lineage: Eukaryota; Metazoa; Chordata; Actinopteri; Perciformes; Percidae
Exons: 6
Coding region: 1-783 (260 amino acids)
Source: RefSeq, a predicted model, not a curated record
AUGGAAGCUGAGAUCGGACUGUUGCUGAUGAUACUCGGAGUCUCUCAUGGUGUGGAAACCUACUGUGAUGGCCGGCAGGAUGGAGCUCAGUGUUAUGGAGCUUUGGGAGGAACUGUGGUCCUCCAGCUGAUGGACAGCGCCUCAGAAAUAUUUAGAUACCAAUGUAAUGGAACAUUUAGGAUCAACCACCUGAGCUGGACUGAUGGAGGUGAACAUAAACUUUUAAUCUUUGAAUCAGGUGGCCUGGUAUCAGAGCAGCGGACUCUACAGUUGACCAUUCAAGGGAGAGAUGAGGGUGUCCUGCUCCUCUGGGGAGGGGACAGUCCUCAGUACAGCUGGACUCUGGAUGGACGCACACUGACAGACGCUGAGCUCCUCUCUGGAAAUACUGAGACUAACAGCAUCACUCUGAAACAAAAGGUCUCAGGACGACUGGUCUGCUCAGUCAGGAAUCAAGUCAGUAAUGUCUCAGAAGAAAAGACAAUAUCUACAUGUGGCUUCAUAUUCAUUAACUGCACCUUAACCAACGGGACGCACAUAUCACAGCGGGUGUUUGCAGCCAAUAAUACCCUGUGUCAGCCAACAACUACUCCUGCCACGACUGCAGACCCUUCCACUGUGGAUCACUCCCUGCUCAUAUGUGGUGUGCGAGCAGCUGUGGUUGUUCUUGCAUUAAUUGGGAUCAUCGUCUAUUUUGCUUGGAAGGAAAGGAAAUACAAGAUGGUCCGUCGAAAGAUGGAUUAUCAAGAGAACUCUGUUGUGAUGGUUGAAAUGAGAAGUUGAAAUCCAACACCUUACGCUUCUGUCGUGUCGCGCUCCACUCUAUUCCUAUGGGUGACGUCAAGCGACUUCAACGUGCACGCAAAGCAUUCCGGGAAGGCGGUGUUACAUUUGAGAAAAUGUAGAUUUAAUGUAGAUUAGAUGUAAAUUGAGGAACCCCCAUCAACGUACAAAUGAGGGGAGGCGUUGCGACACCACGCGACAGUCGUGUUGCAAAAGUGGAUCUGUACCGUUAGCAACUUUUUUUUCACAAAAGCGACUAGUGUUGAAGUUAAAAUAGUUAUGUUUUGAAAAGAAUGUACUUUCUAGAUUUAAUCAAAUAACUACACCAAUUAGCAUUUGUCUGCCUCACCCCAAACUCAAGCUUCUAAAGAAUCAUCAUGUCUUGUCUGACAUUUAGCAUAUUGGAGAAGACUCAUUGUCCUCACAGAAAAGGUAACUGUUACUGCUUUUUGGGGAGCCACUCCCUGCUGGGCCAGACUUGAUUAGAACAAAGGAAAUGCAUAUCUCUGUAAACUUGAAUAUAAUCGUCACUAUCAUGAUAAACAACCUUUGUCUGGGAACUGGAGUAAACCUGAAAUAAGAGGUGUGUCUUUAACCUGGGACAGUUUCCAUUCAAGGAAACACCCACAAUUCGACAAGAAUAUAAUUCUGAUUCUGAGAAUGAUUCAGGACUGCGGACUGUGACCCCACAAGGGAAGCAUGUCUUGCAGUCCACUGCUGGCAGUGUUUUCAUGUUUUAUGUUUGAUUGUUUUUGUCA